CUUACAGCAUUGAUGUAUUUAUGGACGACAUAUUUAAAGACAACAACGAAAAAAUAAUAAACGAGAACAUAUUGAUCCACUAAUGAAACACAGAUGGUGUUCCUGUUUUGGAUUUGACGUCUCUCUUCCUCCCAAAUCUGAGUGAGAUCCCUUCAGUCCAUAGAAACUGAGAUCCUGCCGUAUACAAUGAUGUUAAGAAAACAUCUGACAGUUGGAUCAUUGCUGAUACUUGUGUUCAGUGUCUUCAGAGGACAUACCCUCACAUGUCGUCCAACAGAGUAUGAGAACGGGGAUCUAUGCUGUCCUAGGUGUCCUGCUGGAAGUCGAGUUAGAAAACAUUGCAAAGAGUCCGGUACUUCCUGUUUGAAUUGUGAUGAGGGAACAUUCAUGGAUCAACCUACAGGACGUAGAGAAUGUUUUCCCUGUGUACGCUGUGAUUCAGGUUCUGGUUUAAAGAUAAAGACAGCAUGUACGACUACAUCAGAUACAGUUUGUGAACCACUGGAGGGAUUCUACUGUAAGGACUCUUCAGAAAAAGGCUGUGUGGAAGCACAGAAACACAGAAGCUGUCAACCAGGACAAUAUAUCAGCCAAAAUGGAACAGCAUUAAGGGACACUGAGUGCUCUGACUGCAGAGAUGGAACAUUUUCAGAUGGGACAUUAUUGACAUCAUGUCAGCCACACACACAAUGUCAAUCAUUGAAUCUUCAGCUGAUAAAACCAGGAACUGCUUCAACGGAUGCUGAAUGUGGAGAACAAAGUUCAGGAGCUGUGAUCGGCGUUGUUGUGGUUGUGAUAUGUUUAUUGAUCGGACUCACAAUAGCUCUAUUUUUAUGGCGUCUCAAAAAGAUGAAAUACACAGGAGAAAAAAGUAAUGCAGACAAUCAACAACAGUACUUCAAAAAGAAUAAAAAUCCACAUGAAGAAGAAGAACAGCUGCAGGGUGUGGCUGUGACAAAUGAACACAGAGACAGUUCAUAGGACACUGCAGAGGAAAGUUCCAGGUUCAAUGAAAUCCAGUUGGAUCCUGGCACGUUGUCUUUGCAGUCUACAGAAAUUAAUCUUCCAGUGCAGGAAAUUUAGCCUGAACUGCCCCAAAGUAAACACCUGCUGGUCUAAGAGAGAUGAUGCUGGACGGAGACAAAAGUCCGCCUGGAAUAACAGCUUGGAGCACGGACUUAGUAUGUGACGGCUCAAGGCUCUUCAUUUAUUGGAUAGCUGUGAAGGAAUGUCUGUUGUUAUGUGGUGCCUUGCAGCAUCUUCAUGUAAUUAUACAUACAGACUUUAUUGAUCUUCUCUGGCGCUCACAGAGAGUUGGACCUGAACACUGUUAAGACACUGGACUCCAAGUAUGAACUUGUUCAUGUGUGUCUCUUUUCUCACCUUGGCUGCUGACAUCAGAGACCACAGAGGCUCCUCACUUCUCUUCUGGUCAGCUGCUCAACUCUUCAUUCUCAAGUAUGGUCUGCUCACAAAGUAGCCAGACACAGAAACUUUUGCUGCUUGUGUGAAAAUGUUGCACUACUGAACUAAAAUAU
Messenger RNA from Sander lucioperca (pikeperch), 1538 nucleotides. RefSeq names its product tumor necrosis factor receptor superfamily member 14-like. The coding region runs from base 187 to 981 and encodes 264 amino acids. Gene Ontology annotation, biological process: negative regulation of alpha-beta T cell proliferation; positive regulation of T cell migration; positive regulation of cytokine production involved in immune response. The transcript is spliced from 11 exons. Gene Ontology annotation, cellular component: external side of plasma membrane. Lineage: Eukaryota; Metazoa; Chordata; Actinopteri; Perciformes; Percidae. The record is from RefSeq and is a predicted model, not a curated record. Gene Ontology annotation, molecular function: protein binding.